CCAUGAUGCCCUGGCAGCUGUCAUGAAGGAGCAAGUGACCCCUGGGUGGCACCGAGCAGUGUCCAAGGGCUCACGCUCCCCCAGCACCAGCCCCUGCAGCCCCGAAUAUAUUUAGAAAAGUGCCCAGACCAAAAAUAGAGGUAAAAUAUUUCUGCAGUGGCUGUUUCCUCUGCCAGUCACUGUGAGAGCCACCAAUGCGGCACACAGCUGCCUCAUGGCCGUAACCCCGCACCUAUCAAGAGACAGGCAGAGCUAGGCCGACCCAUCCGCAUCUCACCGAGGAGCCAGGGACCAGCCGGGAAGGGGCCUUGCAGCACCCACAGCACCUUGCCGAGGGGAGCCGACAGCGCAGGAGCAGAGGGCUCUGCUCCACGUGCUGGCCAACGGUGAGGGGUCCCCUUGCCGCAUUGCCCCCACGGUGCUCCCAGCUCGGCUGGGCUGCUUUCUGCCGGAGGUCUUUGCUCCUGCUGCCCUCUCCACGACAGGUUAGCAGGUCCCAUGGGAUGUAGGCUGAGGACAGCCCAGGGGCGGCCUUGGGUCAGGUCCCUGCACAUCUGCCUGGCCAGCGAACGGGGUGGUGGCUCGGUGGGUUGCGGGGUGGUCACGGCUGGAGGGCGGCUGUCUUGCAGGGCACAGCGGCACGUGCCAUGGGGGACUGGAGCCUGCUGGGGCGGCUGCUGGAGAAUGCCCAGGAGCACUCCACGGUGGUGGGGAAGGUCUGGCUCACUGUCCUCUUCGUCUUCCGCAUCCUGGUGCUUGGGGCAGCCGCUGAGCGUGUCUGGGGUGAUGAGCUCUCUGGCUUCUCCUGCGACACACAGCAGCCCGGAUGCCAGAACGCCUGUUAUGACAGCACCUUCCCCAUCUCCCACCUCCACUUCUGGGUCCUGCAGAUCAUCUUCGUCUCCACCCCCAGCCUCGUGUACCUGGGCCACAUACUGCACCUGGUGCACCUUGAGCAGAAGGCGCAGCAGCAAGCGGUGGCACGGGCCAUCAGCAGGGCCCGGCGGCAGCGCUCAAGGCAACUCCGGCUCCCUGCCAGGGACACGUGGGGACGGGUCUGCAUGCGGGGAGCCAUCCUGAGGACAUACGUCUGCAAUGUUGUCUUCAAGGCUCUCUUGGAGGUCGGCUUCAUUGUGGGCCAGUACGCCUUGUACGGGUUCCAGCUGAAGCCCCUCUACACCUGCAGCCGCUGGCCCUGCCCCAACACCGUCAACUGCUACGUCUCCCGGCCCACCGAGAAGACCAUCUUCAUCCUCUUCAUGCUGGCAGUGGCCUGCGUGUCCUUGCUGCUCAACAUGGUGGAGAUCUACCAUCUGGGUUUCACCAAGUGCUGCAAGGGGCCAGGCCCCAAGUCCUGCAUCCUGCCCAGUCCUGGUGGUCCUGCAGGACCCUGCAGCUCCCAUGUCACCCUGCCCGGCAGCAGCAGCCCCACAGCACCCAGCAGAACCCCCCCCAGCCUAGCACCCCUGAAGAAGGCGGGUGCAUGGCUAGGGGUGGCCAGUGGGUCCCCCAGGAAGGUGCGAGGGGCAGACUUGGCAGUGUGAACAGGGCCUGGUAGGAUGCUCUGGGAUGGGCAGUGCAUGGGUGGUGGCUCUGUCUCUGGGCCUUGCCAGGCUUGUGGCAUGAACCCCACAGCCAGCAUGAGAGGGGCUGCGUGAACAUGGCUCAGCCACAGCCUGUGCUCCUGGGAGCAGGGCUGGGCUGGGGCCUGUCAACCCAGGGGGAGCAAAUAAAACACCUACUGCAUGUCA
This is a messenger RNA of Neopsephotus bourkii (Bourke's parrot), 1751 nucleotides long. RefSeq names its product gap junction alpha-3 protein-like. The record is from RefSeq and is a predicted model, not a curated record. The transcript has a single exon. The coding region runs from base 648 to 1544 and encodes 298 amino acids. Gene Ontology annotation, cellular component: connexin complex. Lineage: Eukaryota; Metazoa; Chordata; Aves; Psittaciformes; Psittacidae. Gene Ontology annotation, biological process: cell communication.